CACAUGUGAUUGAAUAUGACAGACUCUCCAGCGGAGGGACCAUAUGCACAGGGCAGGCAGUGGCCCAGGGAAAGCGCCCAUGCUUUAACACGCUUUUGCUUCUGCCUGCCGGCCCUGCUUCUCCCUCUGGUAUGCUUACCCAUCCUCUCAGAAAGCACGUGUUUUAAAAAUCUUUACUCAGGCCUUGUGUACGGUGCAUCAGCAGUGUUCUUUGAGGUGAAGGAUGGCAACGGGACAGCUUGUAUAAUGGCCAACUUCUCUGCUGACUUCUUGACCAGCUAUAAUACCCAGAGUGGCUCUAAGAAUUCGACCUUCAAACUGCCACCUGGUGCAGAAGCAUUAGAUAGCAGCUCCUGUGGUAAAGAGAAUGCUUCUAACCCCAGUCUCAUCAUUGCUUUUGGAAAUGGACAUACACUGACCCUCAAUUUCACAAGAAAUACUACACGUUACAGUGUCCAGAUGAUGCGUUUUGUUUAUAACUUGUCCGACACACAGAUUUUCCCCAAUGCAAGCUCCCAGGGACCCAAGACUGCAGAAUCCAUACCUGACAUCAUGGCAGACAUAAAUAAAAAAUACAGAUGUGUGAGCAGCAACCAGAUCCACAUGAAUAAUGUCACUGUCACGUUCAUUGAUGCCACCAUCCAGGCAUACCUUUCAAAUGAUAGCUUCAGCAAGGAAGAGACGCACUGUAUCCAAGAUGAAUCUUCUCCAACAAUGUCGCCUCCAACCCCUCCCCACCCUUCACCGUCCCCAGUGCCUGAGAGCCCCUCAGUGCACAAGUACAACGUGAGUGGCACCAACGGAACCUGUCUGCUUGCCAACAUGGGGCUGCAGCUAAAUGUCACCUACAAGAAGAAGGACGACAAGACUGUGACCAGAGUAUUCAACAUUAACCCAGAUAACACCAAAGUCGGUGGGAGCUGCACUACCCAGCAGGUGACCCUAGAGCUCCAGAGUGAGGCCAGCACUUUCCUAGCCUUCCAAUUUGGAAAGAAUGCGAGUUCCAGCCGUUUUUUUCUGAAAGAAAUCCAGUUGAACAUGACUCUUCCUGACGCCAAAGUGCCCACCUUCCAGGCCUCCAAUAGCUCGCUGAGAGCACUUCAGGCCACUAUGGGGAAUUCCUACAAGUGCAACGCCGAGGAGCACAUUUGGGUCACAGAGGCCUUUUCUGUCAACAUUUUCAAAGUGUGGGUCCAGGCUUUCCAGGUAGAAGGUGACAAGUUUGGGUCUGUGGAAGAAUGUCAGCUGGAUGAGAAUAACAUGCUGAUCCCCAUCGCCGUGGGCGGUGCCCUGGCAGGGCUGGUCCUCAUCGUCCUCAUCGCCUACCUCAUCGGCAGGAAGAGGAGCCAUGCUGGCUACCAGACGAUUUAGCCCGGCCGCAGACCAGCAGAAGCUGCAGGGCUCUGUUCAUUUCCCUGAGCUUAGGUUGAUGUUGAGGGAGGCACACUUUAUUGCAAACUGAUUUUCAGAUCUGCUUUAUCCAAUGUGAAGUUCAUCUUGCAACAUUUACUAUGCACAAAGAGUAACUAUUGCAAUGACGGUGUUAAUUUUGCUAAUGGGGUUAAAUAUUUUGCUAACUGGUUAAACGUUAAUAUUUACCAAAGUAGAUCUUUAAGGGGGGGAGGGUAAGAGUGCUUUUCUAAAUGGGCACUGGCUCCACUAUCAUUUGACUUUUUAAGGUUCUGGUGUUUAGUUUCUCUUCAUUCUUGACUCAGAUAUAAGCCUUACAAAGGGAGGUUCUGUGGUCUUAACACUUACAACUAAUGAAGGCUGGCUAACUGUUAGACUGACACAGUUCAUAAAUUAGUAGACAGAAGUACUUCAGAAGAGGAAACUCUGGAAUGCUUAAAUUAAGCUUUAGAAGCCAAGACAGCCCUGGCCCCCACAGGCUGCAUAGCUGAGCAUUAAAGCGAUUGGUCUUUCCAUGCUCUACCACUCAAGAGCUGGCACUUUUUUAAAUAGAAAAAUGGGUGUUAUUUUUACUUACUUUUUUUUUUUGUAAAGUGAUUUUCAAUCUUCUGUUUGAGGUUCAGGGUGAUCCUGUGUCUGCAGUUGUGUACAAUAAUCUGUUCCACUCUCUGAUUUAUCCGCUUGCAGCUCGGGUGGGCUGUGCACUGAGGAUCCCUUCAUUUAAUGCAUUGCCGUAACAAUGCUAAUAAAAUGUCUCUUUCUUUCU
This is a messenger RNA of Myotis brandtii (Brandt's bat), 2176 nucleotides long. RefSeq names its product lysosomal-associated membrane protein 1 (gene LAMP1). Bases 16 to 1371 code for a protein of 451 amino acids. The transcript has 10 exons. Gene Ontology annotation, cellular component: membrane. NCBI's taxonomy places the organism in Eukaryota, Metazoa, Chordata, Mammalia, Chiroptera, Vespertilionidae. The record is from RefSeq and is a predicted model, not a curated record.